Molecule: messenger RNA, 1899 nt
Organism: Saccharomyces cerevisiae S288C
Lineage: Eukaryota; Fungi; Ascomycota; Saccharomycetes; Saccharomycetales; Saccharomycetaceae
Gene: RAD30
Product: DNA-directed DNA polymerase eta
Exons: 1
Coding region: 1-1899 (632 amino acids)
Biological process (GO): error-prone translesion synthesis; DNA repair; error-free translesion synthesis
Cellular component (GO): replication fork; nucleus
Molecular function (GO): damaged DNA binding; DNA-directed DNA polymerase activity; DNA polymerase activity
Source: RefSeq, marked reviewed
AUGUCAAAAUUUACUUGGAAGGAGUUGAUUCAGCUUGGUUCCCCCAGUAAAGCAUACGAGUCCUCCUUAGCAUGUAUCGCCCACAUAGAUAUGAAUGCCUUUUUUGCACAGGUUGAGCAGAUGCGAUGUGGCUUAAGCAAAGAAGAUCCGGUAGUCUGCGUUCAGUGGAAUUCCAUUAUUGCAGUCUCUUAUGCAGCAAGAAAGUAUGGUAUAUCAAGGAUGGAUACGAUUCAGGAAGCACUAAAAAAAUGUAGUAACCUCAUACCGAUCCAUACAGCCGUUUUUAAAAAGGGAGAAGAUUUUUGGCAAUAUCAUGAUGGAUGUGGAUCUUGGGUGCAGGAUCCUGCAAAGCAGAUAAGUGUGGAAGAUCAUAAAGUAUCACUGGAACCAUAUAGGAGGGAAAGUCGCAAGGCGCUGAAGAUUUUCAAAAGCGCAUGUGAUCUAGUCGAAAGGGCGAGUAUUGAUGAAGUAUUUCUUGAUUUGGGCCGGAUUUGUUUCAAUAUGCUAAUGUUUGAUAAUGAGUACGAGCUUACAGGCGACUUGAAACUGAAAGAUGCAUUAAGCAAUAUUCGUGAGGCUUUUAUAGGGGGCAACUAUGAUAUAAAUUCCCAUCUACCUCUUAUACCCGAAAAGAUAAAGUCUCUGAAGUUUGAAGGCGAUGUUUUCAAUCCAGAGGGCAGAGAUCUGAUCACAGAUUGGGACGAUGUAAUACUUGCACUAGGAUCUCAGGUAUGCAAGGGUAUCAGAGAUAGCAUAAAAGAUAUUCUCGGUUAUACUACUUCGUGUGGUUUGUCUAGCACCAAAAAUGUUUGCAAGUUGGCUUCUAAUUACAAAAAACCUGAUGCCCAAACAAUUGUGAAAAAUGAUUGUUUAUUAGAUUUUUUAGAUUGCGGAAAGUUUGAAAUUACAUCAUUCUGGACCUUAGGCGGCGUUCUUGGCAAAGAACUAAUUGACGUAUUGGAUCUUCCCCACGAAAACAGUAUUAAACACAUCAGAGAGACGUGGCCUGAUAAUGCUGGCCAGCUUAAGGAAUUUUUAGAUGCUAAAGUUAAGCAAUCUGAUUAUGAUCGCUCAACCAGCAAUAUCGACCCUUUGAAAACAGCAGAUUUAGCAGAAAAGUUGUUUAAAUUAAGUAGAGGCCGGUACGGUCUGCCCUUAAGUUCUCGCCCUGUUGUAAAAAGUAUGAUGUCAAACAAAAAUCUUAGAGGAAAAUCGUGCAAUUCCAUCGUGGACUGUAUUUCUUGGCUUGAGGUCUUCUGCGCUGAGCUUACGUCCAGGAUUCAGGAUCUGGAACAGGAGUAUAACAAGAUCGUAAUACCAAGAACAGUAUCUAUAUCUUUAAAAACAAAAUCCUACGAAGUAUAUCGAAAAUCAGGUCCAGUUGCGUACAAGGGCAUCAAUUUCCAGAGUCACGAACUCCUAAAAGUAGGCAUAAAAUUUGUCACGGACCUUGAUAUUAAAGGAAAGAACAAAAGUUAUUACCCUUUAACAAAACUAAGUAUGACAAUUACUAAUUUCGAUAUUAUAGAUUUACAAAAAACUGUUGUAGAUAUGUUUGGCAAUCAGGUCCAUACUUUCAAAAGCUCAGCAGGCAAGGAAGAUGAGGAAAAAACUACCAGCUCGAAAGCUGACGAGAAAACUCCGAAGUUGGAAUGUUGUAAAUACCAGGUGACUUUUACAGACCAGAAGGCUCUUCAAGAGCACGCAGACUAUCAUUUAGCAUUGAAACUGUCGGAAGGCUUAAAUGGUGCUGAAGAAUCAUCCAAAAACCUUUCUUUCGGGGAAAAAAGAUUGUUGUUUUCACGGAAAAGACCAAACUCACAACAUACUGCCACACCUCAGAAGAAACAAGUUACAUCUUCCAAAAACAUCUUAUCAUUUUUUACAAGAAAAAAAUGA